CUGCUUCUUCCUCCCUCCGCCCAUCCUCCACUCCGCCUCCCUCACCAACCAAACCGACCGCCCUCCAAUGGCCGCGCCCGUGUCGCAGCCGCCGGUGGCCGCCAGGGCGUCCUCGCGCUUCCUCCCCCGCGGACUCGGCGCCUUCCCGGACACCGCCCCCGCCUCCCUCCGCUUCUCCGUCGGCCGCGGUCGUCGCGCCGCCCGCCUAGAGGUGAAGGCGUCUGGAAAUGUCUUCGGGAACUACUUCCAGGUUGCAACCUAUGGUGAGUCCCAUGGAGGCGGUGUGGGCUGUGUCAUCAGUGGUUGCCCACCCAGAAUUCCUCUCACUGAGGCAGAUAUGCAAGUAGAACUCGACAGAAGACGUCCGGGCCAGAGUAGAAUUACCACCCCAAGAAAGGAGACUGAUACAUGCAAAAUUCUUUCAGGGACACAUGAAGGGUUGACCACUGGCACGCCAAUUCAUGUUUUUGUCCCAAACACAGAUCAAAGAGGCGGAGAUUACAGUGAAAUGGCUAAGGCGUACAGGCCUUCCCAUGCAGAUGCAACUUAUGAUUUCAAAUACGGUGUUAGAGCUGUGCAGGGAGGUGGAAGGUCAUCUGCCAGAGAAACCAUUGGAAGGGUGGCUGCAGGAGCUCUUGCAAAGAAAAUUCUUAAGCUUAAAUCUGGAGUAGAGAUCUUGGCGUUUGUUUCCAAAGUGCAUCAAGUCGUACUUCCAGAAGAUGCAGUUGAUUAUGAAACUGUAACCUUGGAACAGAUAGAAAGCAACAUUGUUAGAUGUCCUGAUCCAGAAUAUGCAGAGAAGAUGAUUGCUGCAAUUGAUAAAGUACGAGUUAGAGGGGACUCGAUUGGUGGGGUGGUCACAUGCAUUGCAAGAAAUGUUCCUCGUGGGCUCGGCUCUCCUGUAUUUGACAAACUUGAAGCUGAACUGGCAAAAGCUAUGCUAUCUCUUCCUGCAAGCAAGGGGUUUGAGAUUGGUAGUGGGUUUGCCGGUACUGACUUUACUGGAAGUGAGCAUAAUGAUGAGUUCUACAUGGAUGAGGCUGGAAAUGUGAGAACACGAUCUAAUCGCUCAGGCGGUGUGCAGGGAGGGAUAUCAAAUGGUGAAGUUAUAUACUUCAAAGUAGCUUUUAAGCCAACAGCAACUAUUGGAAGGAAACAAAAUACUGUGUCAAGGGAGCAUGAGGAUGUUGAACUUUUAGCAAGGGGCCGCCAUGACCCAUGUGUUGUCCCACGAGCUGUUCCUAUGGUGGAAUCCAUGGCUGCGUUGGUCCUGAUGGACCAGCUGAUGGCACAUAUUGCACAGUGCGAGAUGUUUCCACUGAACCUUGCCCUACAAGAACCAGUCAGCUCUGCUAGCAGUGUAUCUGAAUUGGCACCAAACCUAUCAUAAUUUCUGUUUUCGAACAAAAAUACCCAUUUUAUGGGGUUUUACCCUCCAGUUUUCUUUCUUAUCAGCCGUAAUUCUGGGCUUUGCUAAGCAGUUUGCAGUUUUGGACCAAGCCUGUAUGCUAGCAUACACCCUCGAUUAUUGUACCCUAGAUAGAUGUGCGUUUAUUUUUUGUGAUGUGUAGUAUAACAAGACAUGUACCCUUUUUUGGUGAGAUAAUGGCAUAAUGCAUGAUAUGCAGUUGUUUGAGCAAUAAAGAAUCUUUUUUCAGUUUGGGCGAUAUAA
Messenger RNA from Phragmites australis (common reed), 1672 nucleotides. RefSeq names its product chorismate synthase 2, chloroplastic-like. Gene Ontology annotation, molecular function: FMN binding; chorismate synthase activity. The transcript is spliced from 13 exons. Gene Ontology annotation, biological process: chorismate biosynthetic process; aromatic amino acid biosynthetic process. The record is from RefSeq and is a predicted model, not a curated record. Bases 68 to 1390 code for a protein of 440 amino acids. Lineage: Eukaryota; Viridiplantae; Streptophyta; Magnoliopsida; Poales; Poaceae. Gene Ontology annotation, cellular component: cytosol.